UGUAUGUCUCACACCUUACACAGGUCUCCGCUUUCCUUUGUUACGUCUUGCUCUGCAUGUUCUUACGAAAUAGUUUCUGUGGUUGCUUUAAAAUAGUUUCUGUGGAACCUAGUAGAGGCUACACACUCUAGGUAGUGAUGUAAGGGAGACCUCUCCUCGUCACGUCCAGCUAAUGAAAGAAAGAUUGUCUUCCUUUAAUAAUGACUCAGCGUACUUGUUACUGCACGAUGUAAAUGCUAGUUCGGACUAUGGUUCCACAGGCAAUAGUGCUCCCUCAGUCACAGUCAGCUACCCAGUUGAUGAGGAUGAUACUUUGAGUGAUUCUAAUAGUUAUUCAAAAAAGGAGGACUACGAUUACUCCCUUCACUACUUCCGAGCUGAUCCAGAUAAACGGAUAGACUUUGUUCUCUCAUAUAGAGAAGUGAUAGAGGAUCUAGAAGAAUGCGGAGAGAAAACUCCCAUCCAGAAGACGGGAAAAGAACUUGACGCUAAGAAGAAAAGGAGGAUCUUUGAAGAAAACCUUGAGAGGAAGGGACUUUCUAUUGAACGCGAAACAUAUGACAAGAAUGAGGGUUCGGACAUUAAGAGGAUUGUUUACGUGAAGGUUCACGCAACCAAGCAGUGCCUUUUCGAGUAUGCAGAACAUCUGCAAGUCAAGAAGCUGCUAAAGAUAGAUCCUAUGAAGAUAUUUAGAGAUGAGUAUAAGGAGGAGAGGAGUUGGUUUGAUUGGAAGCUCUUCUCAUCUCUACACAGGGGUGAAAAGUUUUACAAAGAUGAGAUAUGGGAUGAAAUGAAGAAUCACAAGAUCAGUGCAAGAUUCGCUCAAAACAAAGCUGAAAGGUUCAUAAACCACGACGAGCCGGGAUUCUUUACCACGGGGGAGAGGUCUUACAUCGUCUCCUACAUUCUAGAAGAGACUCCUUUUACAGAAGAGAAUAAAUCCGGUCAGAAAGAUAACGUCGGUAUAGAGUAUCUGCUGCAAGAUGAUGUUUAUUCCGCCUGGUAUCCUCUCCAUGAUGGACCUUAUGAGUUGCCCAAUGUGGAAGAUCGGCCCGAGGAUGAGAAAGUAUUCCUUAACGACAGACAGGUUCUGAGCAUGUUCUGGUCGGAUUGGGGGAGAUGGUACAAGUACCAGCCUCUCAACAGAGUCAGAAUCUACUUCGGAGAUACUGUCGCCAUGUACUUCGCCUGGCUCGGUUUUUACACAAAGUUACUGAUAGUUCCAGCGGUUGUUGGUAGCAUUGUCUUCGCCUACGAUAUCUACUCCAUCAUCGGCAACGAAGUUGUUGACGCGGUGUGUGAUGAAAACAGCAGCAAUACUGAAGCGCACUCCCCAAUAUGCCCCGCUUGUGAUGAAGAGUGUGAUAUCGUGGACCUCAAAUCAUUUUGUAAUCUAUUUAUGGUGGCGAACGCGUUUAAUAACGGGGGUUCAGUAUUCUUUGCAAUAUUCAUCUCCUUUUGGUCUGCGUUCUUCCUGGAGUUCUGGAAACGCUACCAGAUAACUUUAGCGUUCCUCUGGAGCAAAGCUGACUUUACGGACGCCCAGGAACCGGCCAGACCUGAAUAUGCGGUCACGUGCGAGGAGGACGACGUCAGGUUUAAUCCGAUCACGUUACGAUUUGAGCCGUACCGAGAGCCGAGUAUUUUCAAAACUAUCACAGCUGUAUCUGUUGUCAUCAUCACAGUUAUUGUAGUCAUUAUAACCCUGAUCUCUAUCAUUAUCUACAAAAUAGCGGUGUACUCUAUAUUCGACCACAUGUCUAACGGAAGCCUGAAACCCUACGCUGCUACGUUAUCAUCUGUCUCAGGGUCUAUACUACAACUUAUAGCCAUUACCGUCCUAUCUCAGGUCUAUGCUUGGUUGGCGGAGAAGAUCACUCUUUGGGAAAAUUAUCGAACAGAAACUGAAUUCCAGAACAAUCUGACUGUUAAAAGAUUUAUCUUUGAGUUUUUUAAUUACUACGGCUCAUGUUUCUACAUCGCAUUUGUCAAGGGAAAUUUCGCUGGUACUCCGUACAACUACACGCGGAUAUUCGGAAUACGUUUGGACACGUGUGGUCCUGGUGGGUGUCUAGGAGAGUUAGCUGAGAACUUGGCCAUUAUCUUCCUUGGUAAACAGAUCAUGAACAACUUCCAGGAACUCCUCAUACCUAUGAUGAAGAGCUGGUGGUCACGGAGAAAGUCUAAUCAAUAUCAGUCGGGUACUGAUAAAGAACAGAUAUCAAUAUCCAUGACCACACCAUGGGAGGCUGAUAACGAUCUGGCUGAGCAGGAGAACCUUUUCCCAGAGUACUUGGAAAUGGUUAUUCAGUACGGUUUCGCAACAAUGUUUGUUGUUGCUUUCCCUGUAGCCCCACUAUUUGCUCUCAUAAAUAACGUGGUGGAGAUUAGACUUGAUGCUAAGAAAUACACAGAACUACUCAAGAGACCAAUACCUAUCAACUGCAUGAGUAUAGGAAUUUGGUAUGGAAUCCUGGACUAUAUGGCCUCAAUUGCUAUCAUUACAAAUGCGUUCGUCAUUGCAUUUACAUCAGAUUUCGUUUCUCAAAUCCUGUGGAAAUAUAACCAUGACGACGGACUCGCAACAUACGUUAAAGGUCAUUUGUCUUCCUUUACGGGUCCUAUUUUAAAUGAUCUAGGGGAAGAAGUGAUAGACACUUGCAAGUACUGGGAUUACAGACUAGAAAAGGGUGAAACAUCUUUGUGGUGGUGGAAACUUAAAGCUGUCCAGUUUAUAUUCGUUGUAGUGUUCGAGCACUUCGUGUUCACUAUAGUGAGGUUGAUAGACCUGCUGAUACCUGAUGUACCUGAGAAGCUGGAGGCUCUUAUUCAUCUGGAAGACAGUUUUGCCAGAGAGAUGAUGAAGGAAGUCAUCGAGAUUGACCUCGAAAAGCUUGAAGACGUCCGAAACCGCGUAAAAGUCAAAAAGAGACAGCGACAGAAAUAUGACUGAGCGUCAUUCCUUACUGGACAGUUACCAUCCAUACCUGCGGAGCUGAAAGAAAGCCAGAUCUUUACCCAUUUAACAGACUUGACGAUGAACUUUGAAUUUAAUCUUCUUACUGGUUUUAGGAUUUGGGUUCAAUAUAAUCGGGAUUAUACUUGUGAACUUGUGCUCUUUUUAUCAGUAGAUAUACCCCUUGUGUAUAUCACCCUCUGGGGUGUAUGUGUUGCUUCUGACUUAUCAGUAGUGUUACACUGACUAGUGACUAUCAGCAGUGUUACACUGACUAGUGACUAUCAGCAGUGUUACACUGACUAGUGACUAUCAGCAGUGUUACACUGACUAGUGACUAUCAGUAGUGUUACACUGACUAGUGACUAUCAGCAGUGUUACACUGACUAGUGACUAUCAGCAGUGUUACACUGACUAGUGACUAUCAGCAGUGUUACACUGACUAGUGUUACACUGACUAGUGACUAUCAGCAGUGUUACACUGACUAGUGACUAUCAGCAGUGUUACACUGACUAGUGACUAUCAGUAGUGUUACACUGACUAGUGACUAUCAGCAGUGUUACACUGACUAGUGACUAUCAGCAGUGUUACACUGACUAGUGACUAUCAGCAGUGUUACACUGACUAGUGACUAUCAGCAGUGUUACACUGACUAGUGACUAUCAGCAGUGUUACACUGACUAGUGACUAUCAGUAGUGUUACACUGACUAGUGACUAUCAGCAGUGUUACACUGACUAGUGACUAUCAGCAGUGUUACACUGACUAGUGACUAUCAGUAGUGUUACACUGACUAGUGACUAUCAGUAGUGUUACACUGACUAGUGACUAUCAGCAGUGUUACACUGACUAGUGACUAUCAGCAGUGUUACACUGACUAGUGACUAUCAGCAGUGUUACACUGACUAGUGACUAUCAGCAGUGUUACACUGACUAGUGACUAUCAGCAGUGUUACACUGACUAGUGACUAUCAGCAGUGUUACACUGACUAGUGACUAUCAGCAGUGUUACACUGACUAGUGACUAUCAGCAGUGUUACACUGACUAGUGACUAUCAGCAGUGUUACACUGACUAGUGACUAUCAGCAGUGUUACACUGACUAGUGACUAUCAGCAGUGUUACACUGACUAGUGACUAUCAGUAGUGUUACACUGACUAGUGACUAUCAGCAGUGUUACACUGACUAGUGACUAUCAGCAGUGUUACACUGACUAGUGACUAUCAGCAGUGUUACACUGACUAGUGACUAUCAGCAGUGUUACACUGACUAGUGACUAUCAGCAGUGUUACACUGACUAGUGACUAUCAGCAGUGUUACACUGACUAGUGACUAUCAGCAGUGUUACACUGACUAGUGACUAUCAGCAGAUCAGCAUUAUCUUUAAUCUUUAGGUGUAUGCAUGGUUUCCAAUGAACAUUGAGUAGGUGACGACACAGAAUUCUUAUCGUGAGGUUUAAAAUGAGUAUUCGUGUUUGAGGCACCAUUUUCAGCCAUGUUUUUGUUUUUAACAAACAAAAUUAAGUGGUUGAAUAAUGAAUAUGUGGGACAUCGUAAUGAUUUCAUGGAACUUUGGAUUGAAGAAAUUGACAUUAAGAAUAGAAAAACUUGAA
This is a messenger RNA of Bolinopsis microptera, 4569 nucleotides long. Its product is annotated as anoctamin-7-like. The transcript has 26 exons. The coding region runs from base 173 to 2953 and encodes 926 amino acids. Gene Ontology annotation, cellular component: plasma membrane. The record is from RefSeq and is a predicted model, not a curated record. Gene Ontology annotation, biological process: chloride transmembrane transport. Lineage: Eukaryota; Metazoa; Ctenophora; Tentaculata; Lobata; Bolinopsidae. Gene Ontology annotation, molecular function: chloride channel activity; protein dimerization activity.